Messenger RNA from Talaromyces amestolkiae, 4275 nucleotides. RefSeq lists its product as uncharacterized. Gene Ontology annotation, biological process: siRNA processing. Bases 1 to 4275 code for a protein of 1424 amino acids. NCBI's taxonomy places the organism in Eukaryota, Fungi, Ascomycota, Eurotiomycetes, Eurotiales, Trichocomaceae. The record is from RefSeq and is a predicted model, not a curated record. The transcript is spliced from 7 exons. Gene Ontology annotation, molecular function: RNA binding; ribonuclease III activity; ATP binding. Gene Ontology annotation, cellular component: nucleus; RISC complex; cytoplasm.
AUGGCCAUAGAAAGCCCCAGAGAAGCCAUUAAGGCACCGCCUACGUUAGGCGAGCCUGCGACUGUUACUACAAUCAAGCCCAGGGCGUAUCAACAAGAGAUGCUUGUUGAGAGUUUGCGUCAAAAUACGAUCAUUGCUAUGGAUACUGGUAGUGGAAAGACGCAAAUUGCUGUCCUACGUAUACAAGAGGAACUAUCGAGAUGUCCACCGGAAAAGUUGAUAUGGUUCUUAACACCAACAGUCGCCUUGGCCGAACAACAAUACGCAGUCAUUUCAAAACAACUACCUCUUUACCAAAGCAGACUGUUACUCGGAAGCGACAAUGUGGACCACUGGAGUACACAAAACAUCUGGGAUAAAAUCCUUUUGAAUAUCCGUAUCGUUAUCUCGACACCACAGGUACUGCUGGAUGCAAUGUGCCAUGGCUUUGUGAAGCUUACGGGCUUGUCUUUGUUGGUUUUUGAUGAGGCACACAGAUGUGUCAAGGACAGCCCCUUCAAUGGCAUCAUGCGUCUCUUCCAUCACGCUCGAAGUUCGGGGGUAGAUGAACUACCGGCCAUCCUGGGCUUGACGGCAACACCCGCUACGAAAGCUACUAAGGAGGCAGUCAAAAUAUUGGAAGACAAUUUGCAUGCCAUCUGUAAAACACCAGUCGUUCAACGCGAGGAACUCUUGAAGUAUACGCAUAGACCAGAGCUGUUCGUCGUCACAUACUCGAGACACUUGGAAGAGACUACCCAGACUUUGAAAAGCCUUGAUAUCAUACUGCAGAUGACUCUGGCUGACAUCGAGAACGAUCCUUAUGUCAAAUCUCUGCGUGCGAAGAAAGACGAUGAGAAGAGCCGAGGCAUGCUGCUCAAGAUCUUGGAUAGCGGUAAGACCUUUACAAGGAAAGAGAUUCUGUCUCUCGCGCAACGUGCGCGCGUUAUCCACGAGGAGCUCGGCGCCUGGGCCGCAGAUGUUUUUGUAAAGACAUGCGCCGAGAAGUUCAUUGAAGCGUCUGUAAAGAGAUCCGACAACAAUAUAUUCCGUCAGUGGGAAGACGCCGAAAAGACUUAUAUGAUGCAAUAUCUCUCGAUGAUGCCGGCUAUUGCCGAAACCAGGACAUGGGGAAGUCUUCCUGACAAUACAAGUCAGAAAGUGGAAUUACUUAUAACUACAAUUGCAGAUACGUACAAUACUGGGUACAGGGUCAUUGUUUUUGCCGAACAACGUGCCACGGUCAUUAUGUUGGCACAUAUAUUGAGCGUACAUCCGCUCACUAAAGACAUCGUGACGAAAUAUUUCCUCGGAAACUCAAACUAUGCCAACCGAAAAUCGGCCAUCACAGAGCUCUCCACUUUAUCAGACCAAAAGGAUGUUUUGACCGAGCUCCGAGUUGGAAAAACGAAUGUGCUGAUAGCAACCAAUGUCCUCGAGGAAGGAAUCGACGUGCCUGCUUGCAACAUGGUUAUUUGCUUUGAUCCUCCGAAGGAUCUGCGUUCCUUCAUCCAGCGGAGAGGCAGAGCUCGUGAUAGGCAGUCUAGAUUUGUUUUGUUUAUUGAUCAAAAUGACGAUGAUGGCCUUGCGAAGUGGGCAUCUAUGGAAAAGCAGCUCAAAGAAAUUUACGCAGAUAAUAUGCGUGAGCUUGAAGAGAUCAAGGCUCUUGAAGACAUUGUAGAGGAAAGCGCGGAAAUCUUCAAAAUUCCCUCGACAGAGGCUUUUUUGAACCACCAGAAUGCGCAUUCAUUCCUGGCUCACUUUUGCGCCACGGGCUCAUCCGCUUAUACUACCGAUAAAGCAGAAUACAUCAUCAGCCGACAAGAACUGGCCCUCGGAACCGUACAAAUCACAGCCAAGGUUGUUCUUCCAAGUUACUUAGAUCCAUCCUUGCGUGUUGCCUGUUCAAAGUCCACAUGGAAGACCGAAAAAGCAGCCAAACGGGACGCCGCCUUCCAGGCAUACGUAGCACUCUACGAAGCAGGAAUGGUGGACGAUAACCUCAUGCCUCUUCACCGUAGAAAAUAUGCAGAUUCUAGUAUUCCUCCGCAGGAAAAGCAGGCAAAACUCAUCCAAGUAUCUGAGUGCUGGAACCCUUGGCAUGAUAUAGCUCAGCUGUGGAGAGACGAUCUUCCUCUCAUUCCGACGAAGGUGCAAUUUGAGCAACCGAAUUCGCUGAGUGUACCUGAUAUGACGUUACUAUUGCCGAGUCGGAUUCCGUGUGGAUGGGAGUUUGAGCUUUUCUGGAAUCAGAAUGUUACAUUAAAGGCAAGGAUCAGUAGCCAGAGAGAUAUGAAGUUGGAUUUUGAUACAAAACAAGCGGCGCGGUUCACGCAAGAACUGUUCUUGACUGUUUAUCAGAACAGGAUGAAUUCGUCUGAGGUUGAUUUCCUUACAUUGUUUUGGCCCACGCAGGCUGUCAAAUCACCUGUUGAGGAAUUCCUUGCCUCUGUCAAAGGAAAGAUUGGCCCUUUGACUGUUUCAGUUAACCAAUUGACGAUAGAGCAGAUACAGGAGCUAGGAUUGGCGCGGACUACUGAACGAUACCCACGUCCGUUUAUUAUUAAAAGCAUUGUCGAAACAACAUCAACCGAUGUCGAUCUGCAGGAUCCAGAUACCCCAGCUGAUACUAUUGAGCCCAUCAAACUCGAACCACAUUUCCAGGGGACAACCCUGCCAAAACGAACAGACUUUUUGCACCAGAUCCCCCAAUCUGAACGACUCCCAUUAGCCCAUACGGCUCAGCAACUCGAACCCGUCCGCAUCUGCCAUAUCGAUCGCAUGCCAGCUAAAUUCGCCAAAUUCGCACUGUUCAUCCCUUCAAUCACGCACAAAAUAGAGGUGCUCUAUAUAGCCGAAAGGCUUGCAAGAACGGUGCUCAAGGAAGUCAAAUUUUCAAAUCUAGCUCACGUGCUUACUGCUAUCAGCGCAUCGAGUGCACAUGAAAAAGACGAUUAUCAGCGGUACGAGUUUUUGGGUGAUAGUUUGCUGAAGUUGAUAACGUCCAUUCACUUGGUUGUCAAUAAACCACUUUGGCAUGAAGGGCUUCUAUCCUCUGCAAAGGAUAAGAUUGUAUCAAAUGGCCGGCUAUGUAGAACAGCACUAGAACUUGGAUUGGAUCGAUUUAUACUGACCAAGUCAUUCACCGGACGUAAAUGGCAACCUAGUUACGUCUCGCAAUUCGAGACAGUUCCCGAUGAGAAGCGUGAGCUUUCUACCAAGACAUUGGCCGACGUUGUCGAAUCUUUGCUAGGCGCAGCUUUUCUAGACGGAGGAUAUGAGAAACUAGAAGCAUGCGCCCAAAUCGUCUUGCCGGGACGAGCAUGGAGCUCUAUUAGCGACGACGUGCGCAUAUUGUAUGAAGUAGCCCCUGACUCGAACCAGGCUGCCUUGCACCCUAAAUUGCCGCAAAUGCAGGAAAUGCUAGGCUACAAAUUCAACAAACCCAGCAUCUUAUUCGAAGCAUUGACGCACCCAUGUUCCAACGACGGCGCACUAACAUACCAACGCCUAGAAUUCCUAGGCGACUCUUUGCUCGAUCACUUCGUCGUGCAAGAAUUCUUUAAUCAUCCCGAGAAACUCUCGCAUCAAGAAAUGCACCUAAUGCGCACGGCCGUGGUAAACGCCCAUUUCUUAGGGUUCCUGUGUCAGCGCCUCUACAUUACUGAACAGCGCACCGAAGCCGCCUCGCCCGGCAAAGCACACAUUUCUACCGUCACAACAGACCACAAACUAUAUCUCUGGCAACUAAUGCGCCACGACGCAUCCUGGGAGAUUGUGAACGCGCAACAAGAAACAAAAAAACGCUACGAAGCCUGGGGUUCGGCCGUACAUGACGCUUUGGCUCGAUCAAAGACAUACCCUUGGGCCGCCCUGUUCCGGAUCAAUGCUAGCAAAUUCUUCUCGGAUAUUAUUGAGAGUAUCCUGGCCGCUAUUUUUGUUGAUUCGAAGGGUUCAUUGGAUACCGCUCGCCAGUUUUUGGAGAGGAUUGGUGUACUCCCGUGUCUGAGACGUAUCAUUAGGGAGAAAGUGGAUUGUUUGCAUCCGUUUAAUCAGGUGCGUGAGGCUGCUGGAUCGGAGAAGGUAGAGAUCCUUUCCAGUGCUGAGAAGCGUGUAGUCACGCUGGAGGAUGCGACGGCACCAAGUGUGGAGAGUGAAAUGGUGCAUACAUGUACCAUACGGGUGGCAGAGGAAGAGAUUGUGCGUGUAGAGGAUGGGGUUAAUAAACUUGAAGCAGAAGCAAGGGCGGCUGCGAUGGCGGCGGAGAUUUUGAGGGCCAGGAUGAAGGCUUCUUAG